Molecule: messenger RNA, 399 nt
Organism: Sporothrix schenckii 1099-18
Lineage: Eukaryota; Fungi; Ascomycota; Sordariomycetes; Ophiostomatales; Ophiostomataceae
Product: prolyl oligopeptidase
Exons: 1
Coding region: 1-399 (132 amino acids)
Source: RefSeq, a predicted model, not a curated record
AUGGCCCUCGCAUCCGCGCAUGUCCGCAUCGCGCGGCCCACCAACGACAUCCACGCCCUGCUGCCGUUCUACGUCGACGGCCUGGGCUUCUCUGAGCUCUUCCGCUUCAAUGGGCACGACGGGUUUGACGGCGUGAUGCUGGGCCUGGCGCAGGCGGGCUACCACCUCGAGUUCACAGCCAAAGCGGGCCACGACGCCGGCCGCGCGCCCACCCAGGACAACCUGCUCGUCUUUUACCUGGCCGACGCGGCGGUGUUUGACACGGCCGUGGCGCGCUUGACGGCGGCCGGCUUCCCGCCCGUCCCGGCCUUCAACCCGUAUUGGGAUGCGUGCGGUAAGACCUUUGAGGACCCGGACGGCUACCGAGUUGUGCUGGUGAAGGGACCGUCGCCAUUUUGA